AUGUCCGAAUCCGCAAACGUCGUCCUGGGGUCUGGUGACUCCAGGAAAUCACGCCUGGACCACAAUGGAGUGUCGAGAAGUGUUAUAGGAACGAAAAGUGUUUCCUUCACUCCAGAAAGUUCCCAUGACAAUUCCAACGACAACUCCAGCGACAAUUUUAGCAGCGAUAGUGGCACUGCUACGCCCGAGUCGGGGCCCCUAGACCAUGUUAAGGAGUUUGGUAGCCAAAACAAGCACUCGCAUCUCCGCACGCUAUCUAGUAGUGGCAGUAGCCAGGUUCCCGACAGCCUCACCAAGCUCCAAACAUAUCCAUAUACUGGCGAAGCUAUGCAAAUUGGUCGCUCGAUAGAUACUCAACUCGAUGCCAGCAACUUGUCCAAUUCAUCACUUCCGGAAUUUAACAAGCGUCCGUUGACAGACACACCCAUAGUCUCGGGCACCACCUCGCCGAUAACCCAAGACCACAGCAGCGACGACGAUAAGGAAGAAGAACCACCAAAAAAGAACGACACCGAACCAUUGAAGAAAUCCAUGAAGAAUAUAUCCCACUUGAACCUAUCGGACUUGCAUGAGAGGAACAGCUCUGGAAGCAUAUCUCCCCACACAGUACUUCCCGACAGUAACGCCAAACCGGCCGAGGAAUUCGACCCAGACAAAACCAUACAGUCAGCAGAGGACGAUUUGGAAGAACCCACGCCGGAAAAUCAUAACGACGAACACCCAAAUGAGCGAACUACAAGUCCCUCCAUCAAAAUCACCGACCAAACCAGAGCAGAAUUACUCCAAGAUGCUCCACCAGAACUCCAUUCCGAGUUGGAUGAUUCCCCAAGCAUAGAAAAACUCAAAUCGCUUCUCCUCAAGAAACCUCCUCCACCGGCUCGGAAGACAUAUACCCUCAACAUUCCGGGCCAAACGUCGUCUAAAACCUCGCCAGACGGCCGCAUUGCUUCCGUGGAUGUGGGAAGCAAACUCGUGAUUGUCAUGGUGGGACUUCCUGCUCGCGGAAAGUCGUAUAUCACCAACAAGUUGACGAGAUAUCUCAAUUGGCUCCAGCAUGAUUGUCGAGUAUUCAACGUAGGCAACACUCGACGCAACGACAAGGUCAAUAAUGUGGGUCCAGAGAACCAACCGUUGCCGGACCUGAACACCCCCAAUAACGAAAAACUGACCCCUUCGCCCGAAACUCAUCCCAAAUCUCCUCAGCACGGUGCCGAUUUCUUCAAUCCAGAGAACAAAAACUCCAACGCAAUUCGAGAAAAAUGGGCCAUGGAUACGUUGGAUCAGCUCCUCGACUACGUUAUCAAUGGGUCUGGAUCGGUGGGUAUAUUCGAUGCUACAAACUCGACAAAGCUGAGAAGAAGCAAGGUACUUCGCAAAAUCAACCAACGGUCCAACGGUGAGCUUAAAGUUUUGUUUCUUGAAAGUGUUUGUUCUGAUCCUGCCAUCAUCGAAUCCAAUAUUCGACUCAAACUUUCUGGUCCUGACUAUCGCGAUAUGGACCCUGAGCUUGCGCUUGAAGAUUUCGUGGGACGCUUACACAACUACGAGAAAGCUUACGAAACUAUAGACGAGGAGGAAGAAGCACUUCCAGGAUUUCAGUAUGUCAAGAUGAUCGAUGUUGGCAAGAAGGUAGUAAGUUACAACAUUCAGGGAUUCUUGGCAUCUCAAACAGUUUACUUUUUAUUGAACUUCAAUCUUGCUGAGCGCCAAAUCUGGAUCACAAGACAUGGAGAAAGCGUUGAUAAUCUCAGCGGACGUAUUGGUGGAGACUCACAUUUGACAAAACGUGGUCGUCAAUUUUCUCGAGCAUUGGCCCGGUUCUUGGAGUUCCAACGCCAUGAGUUUCGCAAACAGCAAUUGGAGCGGUUUUCGUCAAGAUUGCAUUUACGCUACAGUCUGACCUACAACAAAGAUAGACCCGCCAGUCUUGAUAAUAUACCCACCGAACCCAACUUCUGUGUGUGGACGUCAAUGCUCCACCGAGCAGUUGAGAGCGGUGAAUAUUUCAACGAGAAUCUCUUUUCCAUCAAGGAAAUGAGAAUGUUGAACGAAUUGGGAGGAGGAAAAUUUGAAGGACUCACUUAUGAUGAAAUUCAAAAAAAGUAUCCAAAAGAGUUCCAGGCACGGUUACGCAACAAGCUCACGUACAGAUACCCUGGGGUUGGAGGAGAGCUGUAUCUUGACGUUUUGACGAGAUUAAGACCGUUGAUAACGGAAAUUGAGCGUACUACCGAUCAUCUUCUACUCAUUUCACACCGAGUAGUUCUCCGGAUUUUGCUAGCCUACUUCCUCAAUUUGGACAGAAGCUCCAUUGGCGAGCUCGACGUGCCCUUGCACACACUUUACUGUCUUGAACUGAAACCUUACGGCACCGAUUAUCGCAUGUACGAGUACGACGAAGGUCUCGAUUGGUUUGUAAAGGUUGAACCAGAACACCAGAAAAACUUGAAAGAAGUUGGCGUUCAAUUUAAAGAACGCAAAUACUCGGUUGUGCCCACGGCUCCGCCAAGCUCCAAGUCUCGAGACCGAGCGCCAAGUAUUUUGCAACUGGGACAAGGAACCCAGCUUCGUCGCAGUGUCAGUCACAGUGAGAAAGAAACACCCAAAUACAACAUGAGUUUCAAAAAACUAGCCGAUCUAAAUCGAAUGAGAAAGCCAAAUCCAUAG
Meyerozyma guilliermondii ATCC 6260 is the source of this 2667-nucleotide messenger RNA. RefSeq names its product Pfk26p (gene PFK26). Gene Ontology annotation, molecular function: 6-phosphofructo-2-kinase activity; ATP binding. The record is from RefSeq and is a predicted model, not a curated record. The transcript has a single exon. Gene Ontology annotation, biological process: fructose metabolic process; fructose 2,6-bisphosphate metabolic process. The coding region runs from base 1 to 2667 and encodes 888 amino acids. Lineage: Eukaryota; Fungi; Ascomycota; Pichiomycetes; Serinales; Debaryomycetaceae. Gene Ontology annotation, cellular component: cytosol.